CCUCAGCUUCGGUUGAUCGAGGAGCCUGAGCUUCGGAACCUCAUUCAUUCAAACUCACCCAUCCUCCACCUUCCACUGUUGUAAACCUCUUGAACUAGUUCAAACUCUCUUGUCUUUCCUUGCUCAAACUCUCCAUAAUUACCUUCCUUUCUCAUCACUCACGAUCUUUCUUCCAGCGAUCAGUGACAACAGGUGCGAAAUUUCUAUAAUUGGCUUCAACGGCUCUGUCUUUUUCAGCGAGAAUCGGUUAUUCGUGGUUUGUGAUCCGCGAUUUUUCUUCCGUGGUGGACUGGUCGUUGCUACAUGCAUCCAUCACCGGAUUGCUAAUGUAGCAGUUUGAUCUAGCUAUUUGUUGCGUUUCGAGUUAAUUUUGCUUCUGAUCUGGAAACUAUGGCGCAGAGUAAUUGGGAAGCAGAUAAGAUGCUUGAUGUUUACAUUUAUGAUUAUUUGGUGAAGAAAAAGUUGCACAAUACUGCCAAGUCAUUCAUGACAGAAGGGAAGGUUUCUCCCGAUCCAGUAGAAGGGAAGGUUUCUCCCGAACCAGUAGCAAUUGAUGCUCCCGGUGGUUUUCUCUUUGAGUGGUGGUCUGUUUUCUGGGAUAUUUUUAUUGCAAGGACAAAUGAGAAACAUUCUGAGACUGCUGCAGCAUAUUUAGAGGCUCAACAGAUUAAAGUGAAAGAACAACAACAAUUGCAAAUGCAGCAGAUGCAACUAAUGCGUCAAGCACAAUUACAAAGAAGGGAUUCUAAUCAUUCUUCCCUUGGAGGUCCUGUAAAUGCUAUCACAACAGAAGGAGUGCUCGGGCAAUCUACUGCAAGUGCUUUGGCUGCAAAAAUGUAUGAGGAGCGGAUGAAGCACUCUAACCCCAUGGAUACAGAGACAUCCCAACCACUUCUAGAUGCUAGAAUGACACUUUUGAAACCAACAAACCAUCCUAGUCAAAUGGUUCAAGGAAAUUCAGGAAGUGUGACAGCAGCUUUGCAGCAAAUCCAGGCUCGAUCUCAGCAAACCCCUCAGGAGAUCAAAAGUGAAGUCCACAUGGGCACCAUGCAGAGAUCCUUGCCUAUGGACCAUUCUUCAAUUUAUGGGCAGGGAGGAGUGCAGUCAAAGCCUGGAAUCACAAAUGCAGGAUUAAAUCCCGGAGUUGGUGGUCUCACAUUGAAGGGAUGGCCUUUAACUGGCAUAGAUCAAAUUCGUCCUGGCUAUGGAGCACAAGUUCAAAAGCCUCUCCUUCAGAAUGCAAAUCAGUUUCAGCUUUUGCCACAACAACAACAACAGAUCCUUGCCCAGGCACAAGGAAAUAUAGACAAUUCCUUGAUGUAUGGAGAUAUGGAUCCACAGAGAUUAAGGGGAUUGGCUAGGGGAAGUUUGAAUGUGAAAGAUGGUCAACCAAUUACAAAUGAUGGAUCAAUAGGAUCUCCAAUGCAAUCCACAUCAUCUAAGAAGAUCAACAUGCCGCAAAUCCAACAAACCACUUCCCAGCAACAACAAGAUCCUUUGCAUCCACAGCAACUGGUGCAGAAUUACCGAAAAAGGAAAGGACCUACAUCUUCAGGAGCUGCCAACAGUACUGGUACAGGAAAUACACACGGCCCUUCUAAUUCUCAACCAUCGACUCCUUCUACUCAUACUCCUGGGGAUGGAGUAGCUAUGGCGGGUAACUUGCAGAAUGUCACUGGUGUAUCCAAAGGAUUGAUGAUGUAUGGUACUGAAGGAACUGGUGGUCUUACAUCUUCCACAAACCAGCUGUUGCAGGAUGACAUGGAACAUUUUGGAGAUGUUGGCUCCUUAGAUGAUAAUGUGGAAUCAUUUCUCUCACAGGAUGAUGGUGAUGGAAGGGACUUAUUUGGCACGUUGAAACGUAACCCUUCUGAGCAUGCUACAGAUGCUUCAAAAGCCUUUUCCUUUAGUGAAGUUGGUUCUAUACGCAAAAGCAACAGCAAAGUUGUUUGCUGUCAUUUCUCUUCAGAUGGGAAAUUAUUAGCUAGUGCUGGACAUGACCAGAAGGUUGUUCUGUGGAACAUGGAAACACUGCAAACAGAGAGCACACCAGAUGCACACUCUCUUAUUAUUACUGAUGUUCGUUUCAGACCGAAUUCAACUCAACUGGCAACGUCUUCAUUUGAUACUACUUUGCGGCUUUGGGAUGCUGCAGAUCCUAGCUUUUCUUUGCAGACAUAUAGUGGUCAUACUUCACAUGUGGUGUCCCUUGAUUUCCACCCAAAGAAAAAUGACUUUUUCUGUUCGUGUGAUGAUAACAAUGAGAUUCGCUACUGGAAUAUUAAUCAAUGUUCCAGCACUCAUGCUUUUAAGGGAGGAUCUACCCAUGUAAGGUUUCAACCAAGGACUGGACACCUUCUGGCUGCAGCAUCUGGCAGUGUUGUGUCUCUCUUUGAUGUUGAGACUGACAGGAAGAUGCACACAUUACAGGGACACUCUGCAGAGGUACAUUGUAUAUGUUGGGAUACAAAUGGAGAUUUCUUGGCAUCUUUGAGUCAAGAUUCUGUCAAAGUGUGGUCACUUGCUACUGGGGAUUGCAUUCAUGAACUUAAUUCCAGUGGAAACAUGUUUCAUUCUUGCGUGUUUCACCCAAGCUACUCUACACUCUUGGUUGUUGGAGGAUACCAGUCACUGGAGCUGUGGAAUAUGGCCGAGAAUAAAUGUAUGACAAUACCAGCUCAUGAGUGUGUAAUAUCGUCUCUAGCACAAUCACCACUGACAGGGAUGGUGGCUUCUACCAGUCACGAUAAAUCAGUAAAAAUUUGGAAAUAAAAUUGAUUGUUCUGGAGUUACAAAACCAGGCCAAAUAAAGAACAGGGAUGAAUAAAUCAGAGAUAUACAUGGGAUAGAAGAAUCCUCCCCCCUCAAAAAAAAAAUUCAGUUUCCUUCAUUGUGUGUGGUAUGGGGUAUUUGCAUUUUCUCUGUUCACAGGGCAAAGAUUGGCUCAUUUUUCUGUGCUUUAAUUUUAUUUAUUUGCUUUCAGAAAUAUCACAUUAAAAUCAUGGUUGCCAACCAGAUAUUGGGGAAGCGAGAGUUUUUUCAUUAUUAUUGUCUCCUUUCCUAUAGAUGUCCAAAAUGUAUGGUUUUGUAAGUUCAUUGUAUUUUUACUAGGCUUAAAUAUGCUUGGGGUCCCUAAGAUUGUAAGAGGAAUCAAAUGGGUCCCUGAAAAAAAUUUCUUUGAAA
Molecule: messenger RNA, 3183 nt
Organism: Lotus japonicus
Lineage: Eukaryota; Viridiplantae; Streptophyta; Magnoliopsida; Fabales; Fabaceae
Product: transcriptional corepressor LEUNIG_HOMOLOG
Exons: 19
Coding region: 391-2772 (793 amino acids)
Molecular function (GO): protein binding; transcription corepressor activity
Source: RefSeq, a predicted model, not a curated record